This is a messenger RNA of Scylla paramamosain (green mud crab), 2299 nucleotides long. RefSeq lists its product as uncharacterized. The transcript is spliced from 5 exons. The record is from RefSeq and is a predicted model, not a curated record. Lineage: Eukaryota; Metazoa; Arthropoda; Malacostraca; Decapoda; Portunidae. Bases 373 to 1095 code for a protein of 240 amino acids.
AGUGCCAAGUAGGUGUUGCUGGCGAGAGGGUGUUCGCGUGAUGGUGCUCCGUGCAUCCACCACUGUGCGCUGUAUCCUGCUGCUGCCCUUGACCUCAGGAGCGAUUCUGUGUUCCGCAUGAUGUGUUCCCUGCCUGGCAUGUCCUAGGGCAGCACGAAGAGCAGAGCCGCACCGCACACACCCACGACACCCGCGCGUCGCAACACCGAGCCUAUCUCUCACGUGAGAAAGUUUAGGUAGCAGCGGUUCCGUGAGCGUGAUGCGUGGUGCGGGCCGAGCCUUUCAGGUGUGAUUACUUGACUGUCCGCGCCGCCUCGUCCUCCCCUCCCUUUCCUUCUGCUGGUUGUCCCCAAUACCACCACCACCGCCACCAUGCAGCAGACGGGGGUGCCCAAGGCCGUCUGGCAGCGGCGCACCAACAAGAUCAUAGCUGCCGGAAUCACCAUCAUCGGGCUUACCAUGAUGCUUUCUCUUAUCCCGCAGUGCAUUUACAUCGGCAUUGUCUUCGUCUCCUGCUCCUUAGUGUGGCUCGGCUGGAUGACGGUGCGUGAAAAGAAGGUGGAGCCUCCCAGACCAGAAGGACAGCACCCCACCUCCCCCGUCCUCUUCCUCGUCGCCUCACACCACUUGUCCAAUUCAUCGAGAAGCCCCACGUUGCCAGAUCCCGAGGACAAACCGCCCACCUAUGACCAGAUCCUCAAGCUGGACGGCGCCCCUCCUGAUUACUUCUCCAUCCUCACCGAGAAACCGCCCAGGUACGAAGACCUGAGCCCUGGGCUGGGAUGGGGCGCUUGUGCCAUGCCUGCUGAGUUGUAUCCUGCCGAUCUUGCCUGCGUGCACCAAGCCCCUUCCCUGCACCCACACUCCUCGUCAGCCUUCCUGCACGAAGCUCCGUUGUCCUGGGCGGCCGCGCAGACACAGGCCGCUUCUUACACUGCCACCCAUAACCCGGCCUUCGCGAGAGACACCCCAAGUUUGCAGUCUUUAGUGGAGGACCAUGAAGACAAGGAGGCUCAGGACAGAGAAGCUCAGGACACAGAAGAAACUCAGUCACUGAACAAGAGCAUAGAACCCGUGGACCAGAGCGCGGCGUGAACGUCUCCGAGGAUGUCACACUGCCAAUCUUGAGACAAGCCCUCCAGCCACCGUCCUCCUGCCGCCCCGAGGAGUUGGGCCAACAACUCCUCAGGCGGCUCAGGGCACCAGUCCGCGGGAGUGUGGAGUGCGGAGUGUGUCGAUGAGCAUGAGCAUUCCACUUGCAUUAUUGUGUUCUCGCGGCUGACGAUGACUGCAAACUCAUGGGAAAGGAGGAUAUUCAUGAAUGUAUAAAGUAAGAUGAAUAUCCAGUAAAUAAAAGUGAACACCUUCCCAAACAGAACAGUGAGAAUGUGUAGGAUAAUCUGAAGCUUCCCGCGGUCAGGUGGGAAAGUAUGGCAUCGAAACACCUGUUCAUUCACUGGUGGUUCGACACAGUCCCACGGAGAACCGUCUCCGAUGCUACCAAAGUCUUUUGUCCCGUGAGGCCGUGACUCCAGGCCGUAUUGGCCGCAGUGACUCGCCCACCUGACACGCGGCGUUCCUCCAGUCACCAGUACAGUGUGAUAUACUGACUGUGUGCAGCCUUGUACACACGUCUCGUGUGAAUGUAUUUCUCAGCGUCUUUCUGUAGUACUAGCUAGUCCUCGCAACACCCGCCCCCCGCGUCCCUCAGGUGGGAUGCACCUGGACCCGCCUUAAUAAUGUAGGUUUACCACUAAAAAAGUUGCAGGACUCCGCCUCAACUUCAGGCCAGAACGUAGGAUAAGGUGCAGCAGGUUCCUAACAACGCCCUCCUCUUCCCGGCACCCACACCAGCCUCGCCGCGCCGCACCACCAGCAGCCAGCCACCCGCAGUGCUUCUGUCUCAGCCAUCGCGAUAUGCGCCGGGAUCUGGGACGAGAUAGGCUAGCCAUGAGAAGGAUAUCAGGCCAGAGUGUCCUGCGAGGCUGGGCUGGAGAGUGGUUCAAGAGAGAAUCAUCAAGUUUAGCCAUGGAAGGAAUCAAGUGUCGGAUCAGGAAUAGAUACGCUUUGUCAGGCUACAAGAGGUUGUCCUCGUUAAAAGACUUCCGUGACCCAGGUGUUAGAGUCAGCAGGUGAUGGUGAUUGCCAAGGCGUGAAUGUGAAGGAACUGUAAUGGCAUUGAUGGAUCAGCCCCCACUGAGAGGAGGCCACGCUCCGUUGCCUCGCCGGCAUGUUUUCUUGUGAUAUCUAUUCUAUAUUUUUUUAGCUCCUUUCUACAUUAAAGAAAAUAGCUAAUAUA